Molecule: messenger RNA, 2652 nt
Organism: Synchiropus splendidus (mandarinfish)
Lineage: Eukaryota; Metazoa; Chordata; Actinopteri; Syngnathiformes; Callionymidae
Gene: ppp2r2ab
Product: protein phosphatase 2, regulatory subunit B, alpha b
Exons: 10
Coding region: 221-1558 (445 amino acids)
Biological process (GO): peptidyl-serine dephosphorylation
Cellular component (GO): protein phosphatase type 2A complex; cytosol
Molecular function (GO): protein phosphatase regulator activity; protein binding
Source: RefSeq, a predicted model, not a curated record
GAGACGAGCGACUGUCAUUCAGUCACUGAGGAGCGGGAAAGAGCCGGAGUGCAGCAAAAAAUAAAGACAUUGUUGCUGUGCAGCUUCCGCUUUGACAUAGUUAUUCUGCGCAGAAGAACAGUGGACAUUAAUUGUUAGAGCAUAUAUUCGGAUCACACCAAGCAGCGCGUGGGAAGCGGGAUCGUGACUGGCUGAGACAAGCCCCACUGUCUGUCUCAUCAUGGCAGGUCCUGGCGGUGACAUGCAGUGGUGCUUCUCUCAGGUGAAAGGAGCUAUUGAUGAUGAUGUUGCCGAAGCUGAUAUAAUAUCCACAGUUGAGUUCAACCACACUGGAGAAUUGCUUGCCACCGGAGAUAAAGGCGGCCGUGUUGUUAUCUUCCAGCAGGAAGUUGAGAAUAAGAGCUUGCCUCAGUUUCGGAGCGAGUACAACGUUUACAGCACUUUCCAGAGUCACGAGCCUGAAUUUGACUACUUGAAGAGUUUGGAAAUAGAAGAGAAGAUCAACAAGAUCCGCUGGCUUCCUCAGAAAAAUGCUGCCCAAUUCCUGUUGUCUACUAAUGAUAAGACCAUUAAGUUAUGGAAGAUCAGUGAACGGGACAGGAGACCAGAGGGCUACAACCUCAAAGAGGAGGACGGACGCUACAAAGAUCCCAACAGUAUAACAUCACUACGGGUACCAGUGUUGAUACCAAUGGACCUAAUGGUAGAGGCAAGUCCGCGGAGGGUGUUUGCCAACGCACACACCUACCAUAUAAACUCUAUUUCGGUCAACAGUGACAAUGAAACCUAUUUGUCUGCUGACGACCUCCGCAUCAACAUGUGGCACCUUGAGAUCACUGACCGCAGCUUUAAUAUUGUUGACAUCAAACCUGCCAACAUGGAAGAGUUGACAGAGGUGAUCACAGCAUCUGAGUUCCAUCCUCACCAGUGUAACAUCUUUGUCUAUAGCAGCAGCAAAGGAACCAUCCGCCUCUGUGACAUGAGGGCUUCAGCACUAUGUGACAGACACUCCAAAUUGUUUGAGGAGCCAGAAGAUCCCAGCAACCGCUCCUUCUUCUCAGAGAUUAUAUCUUCAAUCUCAGAUGUAAAAUUUAGCCAUAAUGGUAGAUACAUGAUGACCCGGGACUACCUGUCCAUAAAGAUUUGGGACCUGAACAUGGAGAACAGACCAGUGGAGACAUAUCAGGUUCACGAGCAUCUGAGGAGCAAGCUCUGCUCGCUGUAUGAGAACGACUGCAUCUUUGACAAAUUUGAAUGCUGUUGGAACGGUAAUGACAGCACGGUGAUGACUGGCUCAUACAACAACUUCUUUCGGAUGUUUGACCGCGCUCAGCGCCGAGAUGUAACCCUGGAGGCCUCCCGUGAAAACAGCAAGCCCAUGCAGGUCCUCAAGCCCCGCAAGGUGUGUGCAGGCGGCAAGCGCAAGAAAGACGAAAUCAGCGUGGACAGUUUAGACUUCAACAAGAAGAUCCUCCACACUGCCUGGCAUCCCCAGGACAACAUUAUCGCCGUGGCAACCACUAACAACCUCUACAUAUUCCAGGACAAAGUCAACUAAGCACAGACUUCACUCUUGUCGAAAUCCGGCCCAGGUUGCAUCGUCGUGACCGACCUGGUGCCUCGCGGGCUCAGCCGGAGAGAUCAUGGUGGUGCCCAGCAUCCCUGAUCUUCUUUGCUGGCUGACUAGACUCUCCCACUUCGAUCCAGACAGGGACAGGAAAAGCCUCACUCUCUCCCAUCGGAGUUACACCUGCCUUCUUUUUGUUUUGUGCCAUUUUUUUUCCUUUUUUUUUAAGCCAUCUCCCUCAAAUGGUUCAUUUUCUGUAAUAUUAUUUUUAAUAUCCUUUCUCUGUGGCUCUGUUGUAGAGAAAUGAAAAUAGAAUUGGAUUAUGUCCUGUGCCAUCGUAGUGGUUAAUUUUUUUUCAAGAGCUGUCUCCUUUUUUUUGUUGUUGUUGUGUCAACAUCCUUUUAUUGAUCCAGCUGUUGUGUGGUUAAAAAAAAAAGCUCCUUCCUGCCUCAUAUCACAAAACUAACCAACUAUCUGUGACAGGCACUUAUUAAUACUAAUACAGUCACACUUGCUGCAGCAUCAUGGAGUCUCGGUGCACUCAUGAGAAACAUAAUCCAUCUUUUGUUUUCUUCAAAGUCCUCAGUGCAUUCUGUAUUUUUUCUUUCUAGUUCUGUCAGAUAUCGGUAAACCUGUCAAGAAACAUGAGUGUUGUUACAUUUAAGUGGAAAGAAGAGACAUCUUUCGUACACCCGUCCAGCUGCCUUUUCUUUUCUACAAAUUUGUCCUAAACACCGUCUUCCCAUCGGGUACCACAGUUUCUUCACAACAGGGAGUUGUUUUUAUUUGAUUUGACACUGGAAACUUUGCACCAACUAAAAGUUCUUGGAUGUUUGAGUGUGUGAGUAUGUGUGUGUGUCUGUUGUAAGACUGCAGUUAGAAAAAAAAAAAACAUUAUGUGAGGCAUUAAGUCGCUUUAAGUGUUUGUUUACACUACUUAAGAUAUUACUACUGUAUGUGAUGGUACUGCAGAAGGAGUUGCAGUCUCCAUACCUUAUUAAUGUGGACUAUAUUGAUGCCUCUAUUAAUGUAUAGCAACAGUUUAAUCUAUGACAGCGAAGAUAAUAAAGGAACUACUUUUUGCA